This is a messenger RNA of Striga asiatica, 462 nucleotides long. Lineage: Eukaryota; Viridiplantae; Streptophyta; Magnoliopsida; Lamiales; Orobanchaceae. The record is from the annotation of a GenBank genome assembly.
AUGCUCAUCCCGUCACUAUCGUUAGGUGGGGUCGGUGCUUCCCCGGUCCAUCCACAGACAGCAGCGCCUGGCCGAAGUCGCGAUGCUAACGGCGGAAGAGGAAGUAUCGAAUUUGAAAUUACUGGAUCCACAACCUCACUGGAUCCACCAGCCAAGCAGCAGGGGUUGCAUCGAAUUCGAAAUUACUUGUGGUCUUCCAACCGAAAUCCCUCGCAUUCAUCUACGACGCCUCAUUCUCCUGUGCCGAUAAGAGAGGGUUUACCGUCACAAAUCUCAGCUCCUCCGGUGACUGAAAGGAGGCUUCCAAUCGUCGGCUUUACUUCGACCUCGAGGUGCACCACCGCCGUCCGUAACUCCAUCUGCAAUCGAGAACUUGACUCCCCGUUAAUGGGCCAUCUGAAGCAGCAAAAAAGGGGGGCUUCGCCAGGGGGGGGGGGGGGAACGGUGGAGGAAGACCACUAG